UACCACCAACUCACUCCAACAUUUCUAUAUAUUUUAUUUUUUUGUAGCUAUCCUCAGCUGCAAUGAAGGUUGGAACCCAGAUGAAGCAGCUGAACAAGUCUCUCAGGGAGAAGAGGGCCAAGCUCUACAUCGUCCGCCGCUGCGUUGUCAUGCUCCUCCGCUGGAGUGAUUGAUCGAUCUACCCUGUCAGCCCCCUCUGGUUUUUGGAUCUUUUUUUGGCCCUGCUGUUUCAGUAGGGCUUCAUCAGAUUGUUCAUGUAACGCUUCCAUG
Molecule: messenger RNA, 270 nt
Organism: Zea mays
Lineage: Eukaryota; Viridiplantae; Streptophyta; Magnoliopsida; Poales; Poaceae
Exons: 1
Coding region: 63-173 (36 amino acids)
Biological process (GO): negative regulation of cell population proliferation
Source: RefSeq, a predicted model, not a curated record